UGGAAUUUCUAACUCUAUACUGAAUGAUUUCUUUAUGAACUUGUCUUCGUUAAUAAAUCUUGAUGAUGUAGUAGAAAUGGUAAAUUACAGUGGCGUAUACAAAACUUUAGAUAGAUUUGGCUACAAUAUGGAUACUCUUAUGAAACAGUUGGCACCACCUUGCGAUAAAAUGUUUAAAAAAUGCUAUUGGAAAACCAAGGAAGUACCGUGUUUGAAUCUUUUCAAGGUCGUAAGGACUACUUAUGGGUAUUGUUGCGGUUUUAAUCAAAAAGGUUUUCAAGAUGAAGAGGGGGACACGACUGUUUCGUCAAAAGUUCACGAAUAUGCCAUGGGUGCUGGUCCAGCUUUCGGGUUACGUCUUAUAUUAGAUGCAGAAGAAGAAGAAUAUUUAUCCCCUCUUAAAUCUGUAAUUGGAUUUUGUGUGGCAGUUUUACCAUCUCAUUUCUUCCNGCAACAGUCAACUCCUAAAUUUUAUUAUGAGCAAAGAAGAAUUUGCGAUUUUUAUUGCAACAACAACUCGGUAAAAUAUAGCCGAGCUUAA
Agrilus planipennis (emerald ash borer) is the source of this 541-nucleotide messenger RNA. RefSeq lists its product as uncharacterized. The transcript has 4 exons. NCBI's taxonomy places the organism in Eukaryota, Metazoa, Arthropoda, Insecta, Coleoptera, Buprestidae. Gene Ontology annotation, biological process: sodium ion transport. Gene Ontology annotation, cellular component: membrane. Gene Ontology annotation, molecular function: sodium channel activity. The coding region runs from base 35 to 541 and encodes 168 amino acids. The record is from RefSeq and is a predicted model, not a curated record.